CUCUUUGGAGCCCUGGUCCACGGAUGCCACACCAGCCUCGUCCAUCUGGAUCUCUCCAAAAACCUGUACUCCCACAAAAGGGUGAAAACCAUCUCCCCUGACAUCAAGGAGUUUUUCAGCCAAGCCUGUGCCCUCAGGCACGUCUCCCUGGCGGGUACCAAGUUGCCAGCGGAUGCUGUAAGGGCGUUGCUGCAAGGGCUGGCAGACAACAGUCACAUCAGUGACCUGCGCCUGGAUCUUAGCAACUGCGAGCUGAGAUCAGCGGGGGCCCAAGUCAUCCAGGAUCUCAUCCCCGACGCCAGCUCCAUCAGCGACCUGGACUUGUCUGACAACGGCUUCGACCCCAACAUGGUAACGCUGGUGCUCUCCAUCGGCAGAAGCAAGUCCAUUAGGCACGUCUCUCUGGGGAAAAACUUCAACAUCAAAUCCAAGGAAGGGCUGCUGGACGUCCUGCACCGCAUCGUCCAGCUCACCCAGGAGGACGACUGCCCUCUCCAGUCCCUGUCCGUGGCUGAAUCGCGCCUCAAGCUGGGAACCAACGUCCUGCUGAGUGCCCUGGGCAGUAACACCAGCCUCAUCGCUCUGGACAUCAGCGGCAACGCCAUGGGGGACACGGGGGCCAAGAUGCUAGCCAAGGCCCUGCAGAUCAACACCAAACUCAGGACCGUGGUUUGGGACAGGAACAACACAACCGCCCAAGGGCUCCUGGAGGUGGCUCAAGCUUUGGAGAGGUUCUCUGGAGGUCUGAAGAAAGAGGGGUGGACGGAGAGCCUGGCCCCUGGGCGGGUGGUCGCUGCUGCCCCAUCGGGGUUUGCUGACGGCCAGAGUUUGGCUGUCCCCAUCUCCAGGGCUGGACCUCGGGGCAAUGUCCGGGCUGCCGUCGGGAAUUACACCCUCAAGUCGAUGCCCUUGCCGAUGAGCGACGUGGCGCAGGCGUACCGCAGCAACCCCGAGAAGACGGAGGAGGCGGUGCACAAG
Molecule: messenger RNA, 978 nt
Organism: Fulmarus glacialis (Northern fulmar)
Lineage: Eukaryota; Metazoa; Chordata; Aves; Procellariiformes; Procellariidae
Product: leucine-rich repeat-containing protein 16C-like
Exons: 10
Biological process (GO): regulation of Arp2/3 complex-mediated actin nucleation; cell migration
Cellular component (GO): lamellipodium; plasma membrane
Molecular function (GO): protein binding
Source: RefSeq, a predicted model, not a curated record